AUAAUAAAGAGAGGAAGACCAAGAUAUGAGGCCAAGAGAGAGAGAAGCAGAGAUAAGGGAGAAGAAAGGUAAAGAAGCAUCCAUGGAGAAGCGAUGGUCUCUGCAAGGAACUACAGCUCUAGUCACUGGAGGAACUAAAGGAAUAGGACAUGCUAUAGUUGAAGAAUUAGCGCGGCUUGGGGCUUCAGUGCAUACAUGCUCUCGUAAUGAGGCAGAGCUUAACAAUUGUUUGCAGGAGUGGCAGAAGUUAGAUUUUAGCAUCACAGGUUCAGUCUGUGAUGUAUCCUCUCGAGCUGAACGAGAGAAACUAAUGGAGAAGGUCUGUUCCACAUUCAACGGGACUCUCAACAUUCUUAUUAAUAAUGCAGGGACCGGUAGAAGGGAGUCAUUCCUGAAUUAUACAUCGGAAGAUUUCUCUUUUCUCAUGGCUACUAACUUUGAAUCGGCUUUCCAUCUAUGCCAACUUGCCCACCCUCUUCUGAAGGCAUCGGGCAGGGGUAGUAUUGUAAACAUCUCUUCUAUUCUGGGAAAAGUAGCUGUAGAUAGCGCUGCACUUUAUUCAGCAACAAAAGGAGCAAUGAACCAACUAACUAGGAAUUUAGCAUGUGAAUGGGCAAAAGACAAUAUUCGAGCAAAUUGUCUUGCGCCUGGGCACAUUAGAACGCCACUUCUGCAGCCAAUACUGGAGAACGAUGAGGAGUUUAAAUCAGAACAACGUGCGCGAACUCCUAUGGGACGAUUAGGUGAGCCGGAGGAAGUGUCAUCUUUGGUUGCAUUUCUAUGUAUGCCUGCUGCUUCAUAUAUCACUGGUCAGGUUAUCUGUGUCGAUGGAGGUCGCACUGUAAAAGGCUAAGAAAAAAUGAGACCAUGACAGGAACUUCUUGUUGAAUGAAUGUUGCUUGAUUUAUGCUACAGAACUUGAUGUUGCAAUAAGGCUCUAAACUAGAGUAAUUGAUGCACAAUUUGAAUAGCACAUGACUGUUUAAGAGCUAGUGGUAGACCUUUGAAUUUCUCAUCAUCA
Molecule: messenger RNA, 1021 nt
Organism: Asparagus officinalis (garden asparagus)
Lineage: Eukaryota; Viridiplantae; Streptophyta; Magnoliopsida; Asparagales; Asparagaceae
Product: tropinone reductase homolog At2g29290-like
Exons: 5
Coding region: 26-853 (275 amino acids)
Molecular function (GO): oxidoreductase activity
Source: RefSeq, a predicted model, not a curated record